Molecule: messenger RNA, 2748 nt
Organism: Trichoplax adhaerens
Lineage: Eukaryota; Metazoa; Placozoa; Uniplacotomia; Trichoplacea; Trichoplacidae
Exons: 32
Coding region: 1-2748 (915 amino acids)
Molecular function (GO): protein binding
Source: RefSeq, a predicted model, not a curated record
AUGGGAAAUGAAGAAGAUUUCGACUUUGCAGAUGAUCAUACAGCCAAAGACAAAGGCAAUCAAUAUUUUACUCAACAGGAUUAUACCUCAGCUGCUCGAUGUUAUACCAAAGCCUUAACGCUAUGCCAACACAAGCAGUCGACUGAUGCAAGCAUUUAUUAUAAAAAUCGUGCUGCUUGCUAUUUAAAAUUGAACCAAUAUCAAGAUGCAAUAACGGAUUGCAAUGCCUCAUUGGCCAUUACUCCUAGCGAUACAAAAGCUCUAUUCCGUCGUUGCCAAGCUUUCCAAAAAUUAGGUCAAUUAAAGGAAGCGUAUCAAGAAGCAAGAAAGCUCAACAAAUUAGACUCAAAAAAUCAAGCUGUGAUAGAUAUGCUACGCCAACUUAAUAUACAAAUGACUUCACAAUCCCAAGCUUUAGGUAAAACCAGCACGAAGGUACAACAAAUGCUAUCAGUAGUUCUGAACUCUUCUAGUACCAAUGACCAAAAGAUGAAGGCUCUUAAUAAUUUACGCGUAGUAGCCAAGGAAGCAGCUGGUUCUGAAUUCAUAUUUCGAGAAGAAGCAACUUGGAAACUGCUAUCAUCACUAGAUAGCGAAACAGAAGAAGUAAAAUCUUCCAUUGUUAAACUUUUUAUACGCAUUUGUCAAGGUCAUCGAAAUAGGAUGUCUGUUGCUCUCAAGGAAAUGACUAAAUCAAGAUUGCUCACGAUGUUAUCGUCGCCAGAAGAAGAUUUGUGCCAAUCAAUCGCUUUAUUCCUACAAACUGCUCUGACUACAUUAACCGGCUGCGACGACAAUCCGGCAAAGAUUCCCAAUGAAGCUAUUGUAAUAGAUAACAAAGUGGACAUUGAUGAGUUACUUGACUUGCUAAUUCAUGCAAUGACGAAUCAAAGCAUUACUAUCAGUGGUAGAAGCGCUGCUAUUAAUGUUGUGGUAUAUGCAAUUCCCGAAGCUGGCAUGACGAAAACGUUCAUCGAAUGCAAAGGACUAAGCAAACUCUUAAAAGUCGCAGCAGACUCUGCUCCAUAUUUUAUGAUUGACACUAGUGCUUCCAAAGAUCAAAAUGAAAAUACAACAUCUGAAUGUCAAAUGCAUGUAUCAGUAGCUUUAUUCCAGUUGUAUAAAUCGCUCCGAGAGCAUAUGCAAUAUAGCAACGAUAUUGAUAUGAAUAUUGGAGGGGUCAUCGCUCUAUCUGCACUCCUUGUUGGAGUUAGUGAGGUUGGAAUCGAAAUUGCGUACACAGACAGUAUCCUUCAGAAAUUGUUUGAAUUAAUUGCGUCGAAGGACUUGGCUGCGAAAUGCGCCGCUACCGAAGUUUUCACUCAUAUAUGUUCCGAUAAGAAUAAAUGCCUGGAAAUUAGAUCGCAGAUCUUUCCGUUGAUGAAAGUGUUUUAUGAGAUGAAAAACAGAAAAAUACGCAUUCGGGCUCUAGUGGGUUUAUGUAAAAUAGGUCUUGUUGACGCCAGCGAAGUAAAAGAUUGGCUUCCGGAAGAAUCCGUACUGGAAUUGUAUUCUAUUAUUAGAAGUUAUCUAGUGGGGGGAGAAAGGAGUUCGGAUCUAAAGAAAUGGUCUAUAGAAGCAUUGGCCCUAAUUACUCUGGAUGCUGACGCUAAGGAUGCUUUGGUCUCCGAUACAGAAGCUUUAAAGAUUCUAUUCAAUAUGGCUAAGACUAAAGAUAUGGCAGUAACAUUUGGAAUUGCUUCAACAUUAGUAAAUGUUACCAAUAGUUAUGAUAAACCGGAAAAAAAUCUUGAACUUGAAGAGCUUGCUAAAUUUGCUCAAUAUAAAAUUCCGAAAGUUCACGAAAAGGAUAGUGAAAAAUAUGUCGAAAAAAGAAUCCUAACCAUGAUAAAGAACGAUGUCGUAGUGACUUUAGUCAACCUGGGAUUAGAUGAAAAGUCUGAUAACUGUAAAGAAAAACUGGCAAGAGUAUUUUUAGCCUUAUCCACUGAGCCUAAACACCGAGGUGUUAUUGUACAGCAAGGUGGGACAAAGAUUUUGUGCUCACUAGCUUUAAGUGGCACAGAUAAAGGAAAGUCAUUGGCAACUCAGGCGAUCGCAAAGAUAGGAAUUUCAAUUAAUCCUGAAUUAGCAUUCUCUGGGCAAAGAAUAUUAGAAACUGUCCGCCCUUUAAUUGGAUUACUUUCUUCAGAUUCUGGAAUACAACAAUUUGAAGCUUUAAUGGCUUUGACUAAUCUAGCUCAAGUCAAUGACACUGUUAGGAGAAAAAUUAUGGCGGAAAAGGGAUUUACGAGUAUUGAACAGUUGAUGUUUGACGAUCACGAACUUAUAAAGAGAGCGGCUACAGAGGCUAUGUGUAACCUAGUCAAUUGCGAAGAAGCUGCAGAAAAAUACUUAAACGAUAAAACAGAUCGCGUUAAGCUGCUGACUUUGUAUAGUGGCGAAUCUGAUUUUGAAUUAGCUAGAGCUGCAAGUGGUACAUUGGCAAUCCUGUCGUCCAAUGAAAAUAUUUGCAAGCAGAUUAUCCAGGUCAAACCUUGGCUAGAAAUCAUGCAAGAACUAUUACUUUCUGAAAAAUUAGAAUUACAGCACAGGGGAAUAUACAUUGUUGCAAACCUAAUUGAAGCGAACAAAGCAAUAGCUAGCGAAGUUGUAGAAAGCAAGCUCUUGGAAGUUUUAAUGGUUCUUUCGCAGGAAACUGAUAUAAAUAAAAAAGAAAUUGUAGCCAACGCUGAACGUGGUUUACUAAAAGCUGUUGAACUGGGAUUGAUAAAACGAAAUAAGUAG